Molecule: messenger RNA, 2577 nt
Organism: Ustilaginoidea virens
Lineage: Eukaryota; Fungi; Ascomycota; Sordariomycetes; Hypocreales; Clavicipitaceae
Exons: 7
Coding region: 1-2577 (858 amino acids)
Biological process (GO): GPI anchor biosynthetic process
Cellular component (GO): endoplasmic reticulum membrane
Source: RefSeq, a predicted model, not a curated record
AUGGCUUCUGAAACUAAACACUGGGCCUGUGUAGUCUUGCUGACCAUCGCCAACCUCCUCGUGCCAGCGUCGAUAGUAGCCUUUGGCAUUGGCUUUUUCCCGCACAAACCGUUCCUCCCCGGGCUCGCUGAACACGAUGAUGCAACGUUUGGAGACCCUCCUCCGGCGCCCUUUGAUAAAGUUGUCUUUAUGGUUGUCGAUGCAUUAAGGAGCGACUUUGUCUUCUCGAACUCAUCCGGAUUCAAAUUUACCCAGAGCCUCAUUCGAGAUGGCACUGCCAUGCCCUUUACAGCGCACGCACGGUCACCUACUGUUACAAUGCCGAGGCUCAAAGCUAUCACAACCGGAUCCAUCCCGUCCUUUGUCGACCUCAUCCUCAACUUUGACGAGGGAGACACGUCUUCUACCCUGGCCGCUCAGGAUACCUGGCUCGCUCAGAUGAGGUCAGCUGAAAAAGGCAAAUUACUGAUGUUUGGCGAUGAUACCUGGCUGAAACUAUUUCCAAAAACCUUUGACCGUCAUGACGGCACCUCGAGUUUCUUUGUUUCAGACUUCACCGAAGUCGACAACAAUGUGACGAGAAACGUUGCGCCAGAACUUGAAAAUCAGGACUGGGGGCUCAUGGUCCUGCACUACUUGGGCCUUGACCACAUCGGCCACAAAUCUGGGCCCCGAAGUGGCAACAUGGUUCCAAAACAGCGGGAGAUGGAUGGUAUUGUCCGUAUGAUCUACCACGCCAUAGAGACCAAGGACCAUUUGAAAUCAACGCUAUUCGUGCUUUGUGGAGACCAUGGCAUGAAUGAUGCUGGAAACCACGGGGCGUCCUCACCUGGCGAGACGUCGCCCGCUCUGCUGUUCAUGUCGCCAAAGUUGAAAGGCAUGCUUCCAAAGCUGGAGGCGCCGGCGGAACCGGAUAACGAGUUCCACUACUACCGGAUGGUCGAGCAGUCCGAUAUCACGCCCACCAUGGCCGCCAUGCUUGGAUUCCCCGUGUCGAAAAAUAACCUGGGCGCGUUUCUCACCGACUUCCUCCCGCUGUGGCCCGUACCCAGGCAUCAGACACAGAUUCUCGUGCAAAACGCUAGACAGAUUCUCCGCGUAAUCGCCGCCGCAUUUGGUGGGGAACUGUUUGCGCCGAAUAAUGAAAGCAACGCAUGUACGCUGGAGGCUACCCUGCUCAACACUCUGGCUUGUCAGUGGCAACAGCUUCGCGAAAAGGCUGAUGUCUUGCUCGGGUCAUCCGAUUCUGACCAGGACUGGAUUGACAGCAUGUCGUCGUGGCUUCGACAGGCCCAGGAACUAAUGAGCAGCAUGGCAUCCAACUAUGACCUUUCAAAACUGGCACUGGGCCAGAUUAUUGCCACCGCGGCGGUCAUAUGCAGCGUUGCGGGACUGCUCCAGAUCAAUCAGCACAGGCGUCGCAACAUCUUACCACUGUCGCUCAUCUCCAUCUCUUACGGAGCGAUGAUGUUUGCCAGCAGCUAUGUCGAAGAAGAGCAGCAUUUUUGGUAUUGGUCCUCCACCUUUUGGAUCGCACAUCUUGGUCUCAAAGCCAUGCGUAGGGCGAGAAGGAAAGCGAGCGGAGUGAGAUACUUGGCUGCGCUGUGCAUUAUCCGACUUGUCAGGAGCUGGAACCAGACGGGCCAAAAAUUCGCAGCGGAGCCAGACAUUGUCCAGCUGUUCAUCACGCCUCAUCCGCAAGUUUUGUGGUGCUUGAUUAUUCUGUCAUAUGUCCUAAUUUCGCUACGACUCCUGGCAAGCUUUCAACGAAUCCCUCCCAUUGUCGCCACGUCAAUCACUUCUAUUAUUGCUUCCUCCGCCCUUGCCUUCAAGUUGGCCUUUACUGCUCAAGACGCCCCAGAGCUUGUGGUCGGGUUGGCAAAGAAUAUUAACGAUGUACUACACGGCCAGUCCCUGCUAUCCAGAGCCCGUGUCGUCUUCAUUGGUCUCUCCGCGGUAGGCUGCUUGGCAGUCCACCAAGCUCGGAGCGGAGGGACCAAGGCUUUAUCAUCUGCUAAAAUGACACUUCACGCCUACAGCAUCUUGGCAAUGACACAAUCUCGGGCCACAAACGUCCCCCUCGUACUACUCUCGACCAUGCUCUUCCACUGUCUAGAUCCUGCUAAACUCACAGUCAUGGAAAUCAGCACCACGUCCUUGCUGCUCCAGUACACCUCAUUCUUCGCCUUUGGAGGCUCCAACGCCAUCUCCUCGGUCGACCUGUCAAACGCCUACAACGGCAUCGGCGGCUUCAACAUUGUAGCGGUCGGCAUCCUCACCUUCAUCAGCAACUGGGCAGGGCCAAUCUUCUGGGUCUUUGCUACCAAUGUGCUCCUUCUGCAGAAGCACAGGCAGGGCCAGCCAGACGCUCUUCCCCGACACUUGUCUUGCUUGACACUCUUUUCGGCGACGAGCGUGGCUUUCGUCAUGGCUGCGUGUACCGCCUUGAGAGCCCAUCUUUUCAUCUGGACUGUAUUUUCCCCAAAGUAUCUGUACUGCAUGGCAUGGAGUCUGGCGCAGCAUCUGGCUGUGAACAUUGUCUUGGGAAGCCUCCUGUUUCGUCUGGCGGCGGACUGA